Microtus oregoni (creeping vole) is the source of this 1456-nucleotide messenger RNA. RefSeq names its product LYR motif containing 2 (gene Lyrm2). The record is from RefSeq and is a predicted model, not a curated record. The coding region runs from base 42 to 278 and encodes 78 amino acids. Gene Ontology annotation, cellular component: mitochondrion. Lineage: Eukaryota; Metazoa; Chordata; Mammalia; Rodentia; Cricetidae. The transcript is spliced from 3 exons.
CCCCAGGCUCCACUUCCGAGCUUGCGCAGCAGGCGGGUGCCAUGGCGUCCUCCCGCUUGCCUCCCGGGGCGCUGACUCUGAAGCAGUUCAUGAGAAGGCAGCAAGUCCUCCUCCUCUACAGAAAGAUCUUCCGAGCGAUUAGGCAAGUUCCCAGCGAGGCUGACCGAAAGUACCUUCAGGACUGGGCCAGGGAAGAAUUCAAAAGGAACAAAAGCGCCACAGAAGAGGCACGGCACUGCACUGUGACGCACACAGCAGGAUGGAAAAGAAGGCUCUAAAGAUCACGGCAGUCCUGAGCGCUGAAAAACCCCACGAAGAUGAGGAAGCCAGCGCUAGGAAAUGGUGCUAGGAAUCACAGUUCUUUACUGGCGUGGGCUUUCUCCAAAGCCUAUUAUUCCAUAUGCUUACUUAAAAUGUAUCUCAAUGAAAAAUCUUACUCAUUGAGUAUUUCCUAGUCCUGAGAAAAGUAUACUUUCACGGUGGAAGAAAACAAGUACCCAACUUAGCAUCAGUGAUCCUGAAGUACCCUGACGUUAAAGAGCCUCUAUGCAGAGCUCAGUCUGGAGUUCACACCACUGACCAUGACUUAUGCCUGUACAAGUUUUUAUUGGCACCUAAGUAACUGUAUUGAACUGUUGUUCACGGACUUAGAAGCAGCUACUUGGAGGUCUUGCUAGUCACAGACUUGUGGGUCCCACUCAGAAUUCCAGUCAUGGUGAUUAAAUUCAACUCAGCAAAUCAGGAACAGGCCCAAGAGUUCACCUCGCCAGCCUCUCUACCCCUGCCUAGGGACUACACUCUCAGAACUGUGAACCAUUCAUGGCCUCAGACCUUUCUGUGGGCAGAAAUGCAGGGAUGAAGACACAACCUAAACACCCAUGAAAAACCUAGGGAGCCAAUCCAGAAGACAGCAGGCGCUCUGAGACAACCGGCAGGGAUGCUCCAAAGACAAAAAGCUGGAAGGAACUGGGAGCUGCUCAGAGAGACCACAGCAUCCAAGCAGCAGGGUGUGACGGCAUGUACCAAUCACCCCAGCUAUGCAAUGCAGUAACUUUGGGGAUGGCCUGGGCUACUUAAGACUUAUCUCAAAAGAUUAAAUAAAAGAAUAACCCGUGAAAAACAACUAAAUAAAAUACUCAUGAACAGCCGUGAAAGCUGGCCCAGAUACCACGCAGUUAUUGUUGGUUCUUUUAGACGUGAUAGAUCCGGGGCUUAUCCCUAGUGGGCACACUGAACUAGCGAGAGGACGCGGCAACUCGGUCUCCUCUGGGGUGAGAGGAGGGACGGCGGCAGACCAAGAGCGGAAGCUGGAUGGGAGGCCCGUGCUUCCAGCACUCGGAAAGGGGUCAGAGUUCAAGACCCACCUGGGCCACAUGGUGUGAUUUUAUCUUAAAACCAAAACAGAAAAUUGGUUGACUCUCACUAUGAGUAUAAAAGCAGUGCUAUUCCAUCAUCA